This is a messenger RNA of Physella acuta, 3055 nucleotides long. RefSeq names its product ribonucleoprotein PTB-binding 1. The record is from RefSeq and is a predicted model, not a curated record. Gene Ontology annotation, molecular function: mRNA binding. Lineage: Eukaryota; Metazoa; Mollusca; Gastropoda; Physidae.
GCAAAGCUAACAGCUCAAAAUGGCUUCCAGGAGUACUAACUUUGAGUUGCGCUCGAAAUCGAAAGAUGAGUACAAUAAGCACAGACACAUUCAACUGUUAAAUCUCCCACCAAGUACCGAAGGGGAGCUCCAUGAAUUCCUAAACGGAUUUGAAGCUAAAAAAAUCAAAAUUAGUGAAACACUUGAUACAGCUCUUGUUACAUUAGAAAAUGGCAAUCAGGUUGAUGAUGCUGUUGCAAAGCUCAAUGGCAAAGAAUUCAAAGAUAAUACAGUUACUGUUAAACUGGGCUACAGUAAUCAGCUGAUUUGCAUAGCUCAUAUCCCCUGCUCUUAUACUGAUGCACAGUUCCUGAAUAUGUGUCAAAAAUAUGGAGCAGUAGAGUACAGCUACAUAAUGAGAUCUGAGGAAACAGGAGACAGUAAAGGCUAUGGAUUUGUGGAGUUUGCUGCAGACAUAGAGCAAGCUAAACUUAUCAAAUCUGAGUUUGAUUGGAAAGUGAUAGAAGGACAGACACUACAUGCAGAUUUUGUUGAAGAAUCCUGUCAAACUUGGGAACGCUUACAAUCUAGAUGUUUGCUUAUCACAAAUAUGGCUGAAGAUUUUGUCGAUGUUUCUAGAUUAAGAGAAAUGUUUGGGGCUGUGACUAGUCCUGUUUAUUGCCAAAUAAUUGCUAAAGGGGAUAGAUCUCUUGGCUAUGGCAUAGUGGAGUUUCGCACAGCUGAAGAUGCUGAAAAGACCUGGUUGAAAUUGAGGGAUGAAAAGAUUCAAGAUAGACCAUUGGUUAUGACUUUUUGCAUACCUGGCAAAUCUGCAGUGGUGAUAAACAACCGCAUUAUGUGGAAAUAUGGAGAUAAACUGACAAAGAGCAGCAGUCUGUUACCAGACCCAGUUUCUGCCAAGCCAGUUAUUGCCGGCAAUCCUAUUGUCAUGAGUCUCACAAAAUUUAAUCCCAGCUUAAUGGGGGAAUUCACAAAAAUUCUAGGUGAAUUACAGCAGGCUUAUGUAUCACAAAUGAUGUCACCAGUCAACAAACCAGGUUUAUUAGGACCAGCACCUUCUUUACCUCUCAGUCCAAUGAUGAACCCCAACAUGCAGUUAGGGCUUCUUGUUAUGUUGGCAAUUCACAUACAAGCUGCUAAAAGAAUGCAGUUUACUGGUGUGUUAGCCAAGCAGUUGAAUACAUUAAGUGAACAAGAUGUAUUUGGUGAUAUCAAAGGACCCAAACCAUCAAUUCUAGGAGAUCCUCUGACAGGCCAAGCUAAUGUUAUUCUCACCAGCUUGAAGCAACAGUUAAAUCAGGUGCCAUUAAUUGGAGAAGAUGGUAAAGAGAUGCUUGAACCCUUAGCUCUUGAUGAAAAGUUAAGAUACAUUACAAAGAAGUUCAUAGCUAAUGGACGAUAUCUCAACUUGAGUCUCCUCAACAAUCUUGGUCAACUUUUGGUUACUAUGAAACAAGGAGAUGUUAGUAAUAGAUUUGCUGGUAAAGGGCAGUCGCUGUUAGGACCAAUGCCGGCUAUCAACCCACAGCCUCUGCUCUCUGGACAUUUAGGUGGAAAAGGCAAUUCUUUGCUUGGGGAUGCACCUCAACCACUAAUGGGUGCAAAUGUUGGUGCUGCCAAUGUGAAUGCUUCAAUAAUGCAAGCCAUGGGUCUUAAUGUAGGCAGUGGGAGUUCAACAGGCAGUGUGGGUCAAAGCCUUCUCAGUCAAAUUAGCCAGGGGCUAGUGCAUCAGAUUGGUCAAAAUCUGUUGUAUCAAAUGUCUGUAGGGCAAGGAGGAAACACAAAUUCUGGUAAAGGUCUACUUGGUGACAUUCCAAGUGAUGGACAUUCUAGAUUUAAAGGUUCAGGUCAGAAAUCAUCACUUCUGGGGGAACCACCUGCUCAUGUCAAAUCCACCUCAUUAAGCAGCUCACAUACAUCUGUAGACCAAGGAUCAUGGAAAAAUAUGGAAACAAGGAAAAAAACAGAAAUGUCUUAUGAGAAUGUGAAUCAGAUGGAUAGGUGGGGUACUGGUGCUUAUGAAAGUGGCUACAGCAACAAAAUGGGAGGAUAUACUGAUUACAGCUACAGCAAUGAGUCCUAUGGGCAGAUGAAUGCUGGGUAUGCUGGUGGAAUGGGUGCUGUAGGCUAUGGCAUGGGACAAAACAACAACCAAGCAACAGGUGUGAAUUUCCAGGAUGGCCAACUUUUAAGCAAAGAAAACAGCAGUGGCCUUGGCCAAGAUAAAUAUGGGACUGAUAAUUAUGUGACUGGGAUGGGGGCAGGGGUGUAUGGGUUAAAAGACAGCUAUGGAAAUUAUGAUGCAUACGGGUCUGUAAGUGGUAUGUAUGGUAAUCAGGAUGACAGCAGUAGCAUGGGGGGAAAUAGUCUGUUAGGUAAUGGACCAGCUCUCAAUGGAGGGAUGUUAGGUAGAGGGGCUGGGCUACUGGGAAGUGGGGCAGGGACUGUAAAUAACAGUGGGAUGUACAACAACUAUGUAGGCAACAUGUCCACUGACACAAUGGGAUCUUAUAAUCAAUCCUCCACCAAGAUGGGUUUAUUGGGUAGUGGUAGUUAUGAUGGGAAUACUUAUUCUGGAAUUGGAAGUGGCAGCAAAAUGGGCACAGCUACAUUUACAGGAUUGUCUGGGAGUACUGGAACUGGUACAGGACUUUUGCCAUCCCCAUCUAAAUUUAUGACACCAGGCCAGAAACGUAGUCACAGUCAGUUGCUGCCACCACCAGAACAGAGCCCUGAUGGGACAGAUUACAUCGGACAACAUUCUCAAGGGUUAGGUGGACAUUACAUGGACUCGUAUAAACGCUCGCGUUUGUUUUGAGAGAGUACAUGCCUGUUUAAGUGGUUUUUAAAAAUGUAUUUAUGUUUAUCAAUUGUAAUGUACAUAUUUUCAUUAUUUGUGAUCAUACAAUUACUUGUUACUUGUGCUUAUUAUUGCCAGACUGUCAUUAAAAAAAGUUCCAUCCCAAGCUGUAGUAACAUGAUUCUAGAAUGUUGUGUGUUCUUUGAUUUUAAAGGAGCUUGUGAAUUAUAUCAAAUAAAACUUAUCAUUUCCGUG